This is a messenger RNA of Malassezia pachydermatis, 1392 nucleotides long. RefSeq lists its product as hypothetical. The coding region runs from base 1 to 1392 and encodes 463 amino acids. Gene Ontology annotation, molecular function: poly(A)-specific ribonuclease activity. The transcript has 2 exons. Lineage: Eukaryota; Fungi; Basidiomycota; Malasseziomycetes; Malasseziales; Malasseziaceae. The record is from RefSeq and is a predicted model, not a curated record.
AUGGACGACGACAUGGUUGCACGCAAACGCGCCGAGCGUGCUCAGCGCAAGGCGGCGGCGGCGGCCGCAGCAGCAACGAGCACACCUGCCACAGCCGAAGCGCCUCCAUUGGCACCUGAGACUGCGAUUCGGCGCCGAGCAUGGCUGCCUCUUCCGCACGUCGCCGCAACGACGCGACGCGUUCGUGUCGUGAGCUGGAAUAUGCUAGCGCAGUGCCUUGUGCGUCGUGAGCUCUUCCCAGGGAGCGACUGCUUAAAAUUCAAAACGCGCCUACCUGGCCUAGCAGCUGACUUCACGACGUACGACUGGGACAUUGGGUGUUUCCAGGAAGUGGACUCGAUGAAUGAGAUUGGGCCCAUCCUGACCAAGGCAGGGUAUGCGUUUGAGUACCAACGUGGCUAUGCUACCAAGAGACAUGGGCUUGUCGUGGCAUGGCGUGCACAAGCAAGCGAUCGCCCAUCGUUUGAUAGUCCUGUAUGGACCCAUGUCCUGCAUUUGGACGAUGCGGAGGCAUGGGGCGGCGCUGUGGAAGGUACAGCGCUUUCGCGCAUUACACGCAACACGGCGCUGAUGGUAGCAUUGCCCUGCGCUGAUGGUCAAGGUGGUGUCGUAAUAGUGACCACGCAUCUGUUCUGGCAGCCGCGGUACGAAUAUGAGCGUGUGCGACAAGUUGCUGCCAUUACGCAGGCGAUCAAUGCCGUUCGUACGUCGCACGAGGCAUGGUCCUCGUGGCCUGUGAUAUUCGCCGGCGAUCUGAAUGAUCAACCGCACUCGUCUACCUAUACUGUGCUGACAGGCCAAGGUCCUAUGUACAAAGAUGUGAUCGAGACGACGCUGCAAAGCUCGCGCAUUGUGCAUACAUCCGUGGACGAAGCACGGGGGCACCGCACAGUCCACUAUGCCAAAACUAUGACGGAGGAUGGCGACGAGGAUCGUGUCCUAGGGCGAUUUCGCUAUGGCCUCGACAAUGAACUACUUACGACGGACGAUUUACUCCGUCACUGCAAAGUCCAAGGCGCGCCUUCGAAGCCAUGGCAUUUUCAGAGUGUCUACGGCACACACUAUGGGGCGCUGGCUGGCCAGCCAGGUGUCGAGUAUUUCAAGGACCGUGGUACAGCGCCUGAACGGUACGAUGAGACGGAGAAGCCCGUGCCAAGUGAUCCACGGCAGUGCCAAAGCUACGAGCCAAAAUGGACGUUGUAUUCGUCGCUUUUCCAUCUGACCUUGGACUAUAUCAUGCUGGCCCCGAGUAUGGACGAGCAGGGGCCGGACUAUCCACCUGUGACCGCCUUGCUAGCCCUCCAUCCCACCGAUACACUGCAGCCUGGCAUUCCACGGCAAGGCGUCUGCAGCUCGGAUCAUGUGUUGAUAGGCGCGGAAAUCGCGUUGUAA